CAGUCACCGCGCAGCCAUCGCACGCGGCGCAUCUUCCAAGGGUCACGGGGAGCGAGAGGCGCACGCGCGACGCGCAGGAUGAUAAGGAAGCUGCUGCUGCUGAUAGUGCUGUCGGUGCUCGGGUACGCGCGCACCGCCCCGACGACCUACGAUCUACGCCAGGACGGCGACCUCAACGUCAAGGUCGACCUCGAGAACUUCGUUAUAUUGGUAGCGAGGCCGCCCUCGGCCCUCGACAUCUUCGGCUCGAUGUCCCAGCUGCUCGCGGAGUCGAGGCGAGCGCAGGCGGAGUCGGCCGAGUCGGCUGAGGCGGCGGUGGUGGUGGCCGCGACCGCGGCUGAGACGGCCACGAUCCCGGAAAGGGCCGAUACCAAGUCGGCGCCAGAUUCAGCCAAGUCGCUGGAAGAGCGAGCCCCGGAGAAGUCGGCGCGCAGCCUCGAGGACGUCGUCGCGAGCCUGAGGAGCCUGAGAGACGAGGCCGAGGCGAAAAACGCCGGCGGCAAGUACAAGAUCGUCGAGUCCGUGGAGGAGCCACAGAGCCUGAAGCUCGUCGGCGACGCCCUGGAGAACUGCGGCCCCGGGAGGAGUCGCGAUCGUCAAGGCGUAUGUCAGGACGACGGGCUUGCCCAAGAGUAGAGCUCGGCCGACCCGCGAACGCUUAGGCGACCUCGCGAC
Molecule: messenger RNA, 675 nt
Organism: Ceratosolen solmsi marchali
Lineage: Eukaryota; Metazoa; Arthropoda; Insecta; Hymenoptera; Agaonidae
Exons: 1
Coding region: 79-636 (185 amino acids)
Source: RefSeq, a predicted model, not a curated record